AUGGCCUCAUUGAAGCCGAGUAAAGCGCUUUAUUUUACGCUUAUCAGGAGUUUUCUGGUCAGCCUCCUCUCGCAUCUUAAUUAUCUAAUAUGCAAUGUUGGUGCUUUUCUCGUUUACAUACUCUCCCAAUUUUUUUUCGGGGAUUCACUGUCAGGUUCUAAUGACCUCGUUUUAUUUGAUUCUCCCUCUCUCUCUCUCUUUAUCUCUCUCUCUCUCUAUCUAUCUAUCUAUCUUUCUGCUCUUCUAUCUUUCUUUCUUCAUUUGAAACUGAUAUUUUUUUCCAUUUCACUGAAACACACGUUAAAAACUCUAUUUUCUCUUCUUUCUUUAUUUCUUUCUCUCUUUUUUAUUUCUUUCUCUCUUUUUUAUUUCUUUCUCUCUUUUUUAUUUCUUUCUCUCUUUUUUUAUUUCUUUCUCUCUUUUAAUUUCUUUCUCUUCUUUCUUUAUUUCUUUCUCUCUUUUUUAUUCUUUUCUCUCUUUUUUUAUUUCUUUCUCUCUUUUUUAUUUCUUUCUCUCUUUUUUAUUUCUUUCAUUUACUCACUGAAACAAAGUAUUGUGCUUUUAUGUGUUUUUCCUUUAGUACCAAUAGCUGGAGUUCGAGACAAAGGUUUGCAAUGCUGA
This is a messenger RNA of Acanthosepion pharaonis, 621 nucleotides long. The record is from the annotation of a GenBank genome assembly. Lineage: Eukaryota; Metazoa; Mollusca; Cephalopoda; Sepiida; Sepiidae.